CGUCAAGACCGUUUGUUGGCUUUGACAAAAAACAAAACAAGACCGUCCACAAAACAGAACUGCCAGCACCAGUGUUUAUUAUCUAAGUAACGAACACACCAAUUACAGCCGUGUCGUAAAAUGGCUACGAAGGCAGCUCGGAAAUAUGCACAAUUUACAGGUUGUCUAUCAAGGUGCAAGUCAAAAGACUCGGCAAAGUCACUACAAUAUCCUUGUGAACACUAUUCAACAAUUAGGAAAACAAAUCAAGAACUUUCACUACCUGUGCGUAGAUUAAGGAAAAUGUGUAGAUCUAUACACUCAACAUCAACAUUUGGUUCUCCCAAUUUACCUAAAAACCGCAGAAACAUUUUGAAUUCUUAUUUGUACCUAAACCUCAGGAAAUGGUAUUAUUCAACACACCCCCAGAGACCAAAAUCCAGGACUCAUUACUACAAUAUAUUAAAAGUUACACCAAAUGCAACCCAGAGCCAGAUCAAAGUUGCGUAUUAUGAACUGUCCAAAAUCAACCAUCCUGACGUCAAUAAAAACCCAGAAGCAAGUCUAAUAUUUGCAGAAAUAUCAGAAGCGUAUGAAGUGUUGGGUAAUGUGAAAAACAGGCGCAUGUAUGACAGAGGGGUAAUGAGUCCACUCGUACAGAAAGGGGACGACAGCUUCCAUGACGAUGAAGGCUUUGUGUCAAAGAGAAGAGAAGCCCCUACUGGACGGACAAAUGUGUAUAACUUUGAUGAGUUCUACAGGCAGCAUUACGGUAAUACGAGAAGGAAGAAACAGGAAGAUAAGCAACUGAAUGAAUUCAUAAAGAAAGAAAGGGAAGAGCAUCGUUUGAUGAUGAUGAGGAAUACAGCUAUUUUGUUUCUGAUCCUUUUUUCUGUUGCAGGAUACUUAGCUGUAGAGGUGUUUGAUCUAAGACAAAUCUCUGUAUCACCAAAAGAUAGGAAAAAGGAUUAACAGCAUGUGUGAUUUGUAGUAUUGAUGCCAAGAAUCAUAGAUCAUCGAAUGUUGUGGUCUUGGGAUCUUUUACAGUGGGCAUGAUGACAAAUGCUAUUCAGUGUUCAAGGGGUCCUUGCUAUAGCAAUGAUAGCAUGAUCACUCUUAUGUUAAACGUUAACAAAUUAGCAGUUUCAAAUGUAGAAGGACUACAGGACAGUUGCUGCAGAUUUGAGGAUAAAUAUCACCAUAAACACUCUCUAAGCAGAUUUCCAUGAAGUCCUAUAUACUUCAUCGAGGAUCCAAUGUGUGAUUUUUGUAAUACAUAGAGAAUCUCACCCAAGUGUCUUUUGAUAUCAAAUAUAUCAACACUUGUUGAUAAAAGUGGAAAAAUUCCGAGGCU
This is a messenger RNA of Haliotis rufescens (red abalone), 1333 nucleotides long. RefSeq names its product dnaJ homolog subfamily C member 30, mitochondrial-like. The transcript has a single exon. NCBI's taxonomy places the organism in Eukaryota, Metazoa, Mollusca, Gastropoda, Lepetellida, Haliotidae. The coding region runs from base 121 to 951 and encodes 276 amino acids. The record is from RefSeq and is a predicted model, not a curated record.